This is a messenger RNA of Ictalurus punctatus (channel catfish), 2413 nucleotides long. Its product is annotated as sterol 26-hydroxylase, mitochondrial. The transcript is spliced from 9 exons. The record is from RefSeq and is a predicted model, not a curated record. The coding region runs from base 81 to 1595 and encodes 504 amino acids. Gene Ontology annotation, cellular component: mitochondrial inner membrane. Gene Ontology annotation, biological process: C21-steroid hormone biosynthetic process; cellular response to peptide hormone stimulus; cholesterol metabolic process. Gene Ontology annotation, molecular function: monooxygenase activity; oxidoreductase activity, acting on paired donors, with incorporation or reduction of molecular oxygen; heme binding. Lineage: Eukaryota; Metazoa; Chordata; Actinopteri; Siluriformes; Ictaluridae.
CCGCGUCUCUUCAAAAGUGAGUGCGUGUGUGUGUGUGUGUGUACGUGUUUAUCGAGUCUUCCUGUUAGUCUGCGUUCACCAUGACAGCAUGUGGAGCUUUCAGACCGUUCAGCCUCGCAGCGAGACACAGCCGGAAAACCGCCACGGUUCAGGAGCUGUUAGCGCGGAAUGUGAAGUCACAGGCCGGAGACUUGAGUCUCCAGUCUGCCGCGGUUGCACCUGGGAAAUUAAAGAGCAUGGAUGAGCUGCCUGGUCCCAGUCUCUCCGCCACGGUUUACUGGCUGUUCGGGAAAGGAUAUGCAGAUAAAAGCCAUGCAUUACAGGUGGAGCACAAGCGCCUGUAUGGGCCAAUCUGGCGCUCACGGUUCGGGCCGUUUGACAUUGUGAACGUGGCGACAGCAGAGCUCAUCUCCCAGGUGAUCCGUCAGGAGGGACGGUACCCAGUGCGCAGUGCACUUCCACACUGGAAAGAGUACCUAGAUAUGAGGGGUCAGGCUUACGGGCUCCAUGUUGAGACGGGUGAGGAGUGGUACCGAAUGCGUGGCGCUCUGAAUCCAAAAAUGCUGAAGUUGAAAGAAGUAUUUGCAUAUGCUCAGGUCAUUCAUGACGUGGUGUCUGAUCUGCUGGAGAGAAUGGAGCGACUCCGCUUGCGCAGUCAGGACAAGAGCACCGUGUGUGACCUUGCCUCCGAACUCUACAAGUUCGGCUUUGAAGGUAUUUCCUCCAUUGUCUUUGAAACUCGCUUGGGCUGUCUGCAGGAGGAAAUUCCCACGGAAACGCUCUGCUUUAUCACAGCAGUUAAUAACAUGCUAACUCUGUCCGAAACCGUGCUGUUUUUCCCUCACUGGACUCGGAAGAUAUUUCCUUUCUGGAAGCAGUUCGUCCAGGCCUGGGAUGAUCUCUACGGUGUAGCACGGAAUUUGAUUGACAGGAAGGUGAAGCAGAUAGAGGAGCAGGUGCAGCGUGGAGAGAAGGUGGAAGGCAUGUACCUUACCUACCUGUUAUCAAGCAACAAACUUUCCCUGCCAGAGGUUUAUAUCACCAUCACUGAGCUUUUACUUGGAGGAGUUGACACGACAUCAAACACCAUGUCCUGGACUUUGUAUCAUCUUGCCCGUGAUCCGGAGGUGCAGAGUCGUCUCUAUCAGGAGGUGGUGUCUGUGUGUCCGGACAGGCAGCUGCCUACCACGGAGGACUUGAGCAGAAUGCCGUACCUUAAAGCUGUUAUCAAGGAGAUUCUCAGACUGUAUCCUGUCGUGCCUGGUAAUGGACGCCUCACCAUGGAAAAUGAGAUUGCUGUAGGUGGCUACUGGUUCCCAAAACAGACACAAUUCCAUCUGUGUCACUAUGCUGCGAGUCACGAUGAGAACGAGUUUCCAGACUCCGAAAGUUUCAUUCCAGAGCGCUGGCUGAGGGGGACACCAUCGCAUUCCCAACACCACCCCUACAGCUCCAUCCCAUUUGGAGUCGGAGUUCGGGCUUGUGUGGGGAGACGCGUGGCCGAACUGGAAAUGUACUUUGGUCUGUCUAGGGUCCCAGAGUCUGGAGGACGAGUGGAGAGGCACAGAAUCCAAGUAGCUUGCAGUCCUGUGUGAAGUUUCCACAGUCAGUGAUGAUUUGGGGGCCACGUCAUCUGCAGGUGUUGGUCCACUCUGUUUUCUCAAAUCAAGAGUCAAUGCAGCGUCUACCAGGAGAUUUUAGAGCACUUCAUGCUUUCAUCUGCUGACGAGCUUUAUGGAGAUGCUGAUUUCCUUUUCCAGCAGGACUUGGCACCUGCUCACAGUGACAAAACUACCAGUAACUGGUUUGCUGAGCAUGGUGUUACUGUGCUUGAUUGGCCAGCCGACUCGCCUGACCUGAACCCCAUAGAGAAUCUCUGAGAGACACCAGACCCAACAAUACAGACGAGCUGAAGGCCGCUAUCAAAGCAACCUGCGCUUCCAGAUCAAACACCUCAGCAGUGCCACAGUCUGAUUGCCUCCAUUCCAUGCCACAUUGGUGCAGUAAUUUGUGCAAAAGUACCUCUGGCCAAGUAUUGAGUGCAUAAAUGAGCAUACUUUUCAGAAGGUUGAAAUUUCUGUAUUAUAAAUUCUUUUUUAAUAUUUUGAGGUACUGGAAAAAAAAGGCUUGAAAUAUGUCACUUCAUGUGUAAUGAAUCUAGAAUAUAAGAAAGUUCCACUUUUUGAAUUAAAUUGCAGGAAAAAAUUUUUUUUCCCAUGAUAUUAAAAUUUUCUGAUAUGUACCUGUACGUGUCUUUUAUAUAACUUCUAUAACUUGGAGCUCUUGGUUGAGUAAAGUCUCUGGGCUUUCAUCCAGCUUGGGUUUGAUUAUUGUCUAACGAUCGAGAUAUGUAUAGUCCUUACACUGAAUUAUCUUUGAUUGCUGAUCCUGAGGUACCUUUUACCCCUUCUUG